Messenger RNA from Mycosarcoma maydis (corn smut), 1302 nucleotides. RefSeq lists its product as uncharacterized. Bases 1 to 1302 code for a protein of 433 amino acids. The transcript has a single exon. The record is from RefSeq and is a predicted model, not a curated record. NCBI's taxonomy places the organism in Eukaryota, Fungi, Basidiomycota, Ustilaginomycetes, Ustilaginales.
AUGGUAUCCUCACAUACAGCCCGCGCGGGCCUGUUACUACUUACCAGCGCCGUGGCUGCUUCAGCGUUGCCAAUCAAUAACGCCCCUUCCGUCUUUGCCCCAGAUGCUCUCGCCGCUCUGCAAAGGCGUGCCAUUAUGAAGGGCAACAACUACGUGCCUCUCGGAGAUACGACAGUGCCACUCUCCCCAAUACUCCUCGUGCUUGCAGGGUUGGGCGCCGCCGUGGCAGCGCUCCUCAUCGCCUUGCUGCGCAUCUUUUGCCCGUCUUGCCUCUCCAGAUCUGCGCGCAUCGUCCUCGAGGAGCGAGAGAGGGCGCAGCAGGACCUGCGCGUGCGCGGUGCCACCAGCCCACGAGCUAGUCCCGGCGCAAGCCCCACACCAGGAGGCAGCACCCCCGUCCAUGCACAUCCGCGACGCUUCCCACCCAACAAGCCAACCCGCCCGCUCGGACGCAAUUCACGCGGAAGCUCCAUUCCCAUCGACUCUUCCUCAUCCUCGCUCACCAGCAAGCGACAAUCUCACGGCUAUCGAGGCACCUCGUUCAGCCUAGCAGAGGCACGCAAGAACACCGACAAGUCAUUUCGAUCCAGCUACAGCGCAUUCCACAUGCCUGCGCUCAACUCGAGCGAAUCGAGCAGCGGCUCUUCCACCUUGCACAACGCACGAGACUCGACCAUGUCGGAACGAGCAAAGUACCCCAUCACCGCCACCAACGACGCCAUUCCACUCAACAACACCGGCAAGCCACUCCACUUUGGCACAAGGUAUUUGCAACGCACCAGCUCAACCGGCAAAGGUGCCGAUUUGCAGCGGACGCGCAGCGGCAGUCGUCGCAACGCAGAGAUCGCUCUGGCUCCGCAAGCGGUUGACCGCGUACAGGCCGUGCAAUGGCGUCGUCGAGACUCGAACACUCAGCAUCCCCUACAGUCAACAACAAAUCGACGUGACUCGUCGCUCUCAUUCCAAAGCAGCAGCGCCGAGCAGAGCUACCUCGAAAGCACUGCAACAAGUCGUAUGGGUUCGUUCUGCAACACGACCGCCAAUCCGCUGCAGCCUCUCAGCAUGUUUGGAACCGGCGCGCACCUCAGUCAGCCUUGGGCGAGUCCGCGAUCGACGAGCAGAUCUUCGUCGCCAGAUUUCGCCUCUCCGGAUCCAUCGCGUCUCGGCGUCGCUCGCGGAGCUACUGCCAACAGUCGAAACUCGUCGGUCAGCGGCCUGCUCGACUCGGACGGCAGUGAUCACGGCAUCACCCCGCAGACGGUUAUCAUGGUCCCCACCCGUCAAGCCUCCAAAGUCAGAUGA